This is a messenger RNA of Conger conger (European conger), 3131 nucleotides long. Its product is annotated as kinesin-like protein KIF20A. Gene Ontology annotation, molecular function: plus-end-directed microtubule motor activity; ATP binding; microtubule binding. Gene Ontology annotation, biological process: mitotic spindle assembly; microtubule-based movement. The record is from RefSeq and is a predicted model, not a curated record. Lineage: Eukaryota; Metazoa; Chordata; Actinopteri; Anguilliformes; Congridae. The transcript has 20 exons. Gene Ontology annotation, cellular component: nucleus; spindle microtubule. Bases 309 to 3131 code for a protein of 940 amino acids.
CUGUAGAACAUGGAAAACGUUUUGAAGUUUUUGGACAACUAACCUCAAACUUCACUACAUGUAUGUGGGAAAAAGGCUAUGGAUUUCGGAAACUAAAGUAGUCAAUAGGCUAGCGAUGUUCUAAAACCAGCUAUAUUAAAAUUCAUGAGUUAGAUUAGAUUGUUUCUUACUUUUUAUAAUCUUUUUUUAACAGUAAGUUAGACCUGUGGACAGUCCAAGAGAAGAAUUACACAAAUAAGCUAUUUGCUUGAAGGAAUAACUUAACAAGCUUUCUACGGACUAACACGUUGACGUCGUUUGCCGUUGCCAUGGCAUUGUGCGUCGCUCCACCACGUGAUCCGCUGUCAGACGAAGAGGAGGCCGCCGUUUUCGAGUCUACAGCGGCCGACCUGGGCGGUGUUGUGGGGUCAUGGCGCUACGGCAACACCUUGCACAAGAUCUCUCAUAUCUCCGCUCCAGGGGUGGCCCAAACCCACGGAACCGAGACGGGUCAGAGAAAGAUGGGAACGCAUGAACGAGACGAAGAAAGCUGUGUGGAGAGAGUGAGGGUUUACCUGCGUGUUCGUCCUCUGAUGGAGGGAGAGAAGGAGAGAGGAGAGGAACAGGGGUGUGUGCACAUUCAGGACAAGGAGACUCUGUUGCUCAGAGAUCCCAGAGAUGGUUUAAACACGAAGACCUCAGAGAGAGGGGCCUUUCAGAGUGCGCACAAGUUCACCUUCACUCAGAUUCUGGGCCCAGACGCAACCCAGCAGGACAUUUUUGAGAGCACCAUGAAGCAGACCGUACGGGACGUCCUGCAGGGGGAGAGCAGACUGCUCUACACAUACGGCGUGUCCAACUCGGGCAAGACCUACACUGUGCAGGGAACGGGUCGUGAAGCAGGGCUCCUGCCCCGCGCCCUGGUCUCCAUUUUCGGGAGGCUGCAGGGACGUCUGUACGGCUCUCCGGACCUGAAGCCCGCUCUGUGCCAGGAGGUGCGGAGGCUGAGCGAUGCGGAGGUCCGCGUCGAGGAGGCGCGCAGGGACUCCCUGCUGAAGGAGGAGGAAGGCUCAGUUUCCCAGAAUUCCCGGCUGAGAGGCGGAGUCAGCGUAAGUUGUGACAGCGGCAUUGGGGGCGUCUCUUCGGGCAGCUGCAUCAGCGCUGGGCUGGAAGAUUUGGACAGCCUAUGUCUGGACCCUGACCUCCUGUCCCACAGCGGAGGGAACAUUCCGGAGGAGGAAGGGGUGAGGUUCUCCGUCUGGGUCUCCUUCUUCGAGAUCUACAACGAGUUCCUGUACGAUCUGCUGGAGGCCCCGCCCACACCGCCGUCACGGAAACGGGCCACCCUGCGCCUGAGCGACGAUCGCCACGGCAACCCCUACGUCAAAGACCUCACCUGGGUGCAGGUACGCAGCGCAGAGGAGGCCUGGAGGGUGCUGAGGAUUGGCCGCCGCAACCAAAGCUUCGCUAGUACGCACCUGAACCACGCUUCGAGCCGCAGUCACAGCAUCUUCUCCCUUCGUCUGCUGCACAUUCACCCAGAGGGCGAGAGAGGACACUGCACACACACCAGCGAGCUGACGGUUUGUGACCUGGCUGGGUCGGAGCGCUGUAAGGACCAGUGCAGUGGGGAGCGCAUGAAAGAGGCCAACAACAUCAACACCUCCCUGCACACACUGGGACGCUGUGUUACUGCACUGAGACACAACCAGAGCAACAGGUCGCGGCUCCCCCUGGUGGUGCCGUUCCGGGACAGCAAGCUGACGCGGGUGCUGCAGGGCUUCUUCAGCGGGCGGGGCCGCUCCUGCAUGGUGGUCAACAUCAACCCCUGCGCCUCCACCUACGACGAGACGCUGCAGGCGCUCAAGUUCUCCGCCAUCGCCACCCAGCUUGUGCACGCUCCGUCCUCCAAGGCGCACGUGGCCUUCAUCCAAUCGCUGCUGCGGUCGAACGGGCUGCAGACCAAUCCGAAUGUUCGGGAGGAGGAGGAGGAGGAGGGAGAGUGCAGCCAGGAGGAAGAGGGUGACAUCACCAUGUUUGACCCCGAGGAGCUGGUGCGUGCCAUCGAGGUUCUGAAGAAGGAGGUGCAGAGGCAGAGGGAGGAGAGGGAGGUGCUGGAAGGCAGAGUGAGGGAGCAGGUGUGCGGGGAGAUGAUGGAGGUGAUCGCUCACAUGGAGGACGACUUCAGGGAGACUCUGGAGUCAGAGAGGGCUCUGAUGGAGGAGCGAUACGAGGACAAGGUCUCCAACCUGCAGAAGAGCCUGAAGAGAUUCUACAGCCAGGAGAUAGAGGAGCGGGAUGAACAGAUCGGGCGGAUGGCCGCUGACCUGCGGAGGAGUGCGGAGGGGGGGUCCGGGGUGAGCGACGCACUGCCCCACCCAGAAACUCCCCGUCUCCCCCGGCGACAAGCCUCCUCCUCUCCUUCCUCCUCCUCCUCCUCCUCCUCCUCCUCGUUCUGCUCCUCCUCAUACUUCUCCGUGGCGGAGGAGUUGAGCAGAGUCCAGGCCGAGCUGGAGCAGUGUCGCUCCGACCUGCGGGAGAAAACGCGGGAGCUGAGGCGCUGCCAGGGCCUGCUGUCUCUGCCCCCCCCCUCCAACACCCUCACCUCCGCUGUGGACCACAAGCUGCAGGAGGGACAGCGGUGUCUGCGGCAGCUGCGGAUGGAUCUGCAGGGUAUGGGCAGGGAUCUGCAGGCUGCAGGGAGGGCCUGUUGCCAUAACACCAGCGGGGAGAGACUGCGCCUCACGCUGGCCAAAGCUGACGGCACGCUGGCCAAGCAGGACCAGGCCCUGGGGGAGCUGCAGAACAGCCUCCUAUUGGUCAAAAUGGACCUCAGGAAGAAGACUGACAGACUGGCCCAGCUGAAGGCCACGCCUACGCCCGCUCCCCAUGCCCCGCCCACCCCCAGCCCCUCCUGUACGAAGAGGGGCUUCGGGGGGGCGGAGUCCGGGGCUGAAAACACCCGCCCCGAGAAACGCCCCCUCCUCCGCACCCCGGCACGGAAGGCCCCCGCCACCCCGACCACGCCCCGUUCCAAAAUCCUACGCCCCCGAAAGCUGAGGCCCACAGCGUUUCGACUGUGCGGAGAUUAUUACAACCCCGCCCCCCCCACCGGUUACCUCACUGCGUCUGUGAGGACACGAGGGAGCUGA